AUGGAGAGGAUGGCGAGUGAAGAGAAAGACGGCAGCCUAAAUUCUUCAGUCGCUCAAGCUAUCGAUAAUGCUGCCUCAUUAGAAAUUGAUCAACCUACAGAAAGUACUAUGUCAUCAGGAAAGAAGGUAGAUAAGAAUUCUGAAGUUAGUUUUCAAGCAAAAAGCAAGAAACUGCUUUCUUCUCUUUGGGAGAAAAUAAUUGGGUUCAAAAGGGUGGUUCAAGAAAAAUCUUUUCGAUUUUGUCGAGGCGGCGACGAACUUGAACAAGCAAGAGUUUACCAUUUUUGGCCUGGAAACAAUGUUUUCUUUUUCAAGGGGAGACUGAUUUGUGGUCCGGAUCCAAAAGGGCUGAUUUUAACUGCCAUUGCUAUUAGUCUAUCAAGUUGGACAUUUGCGGUUCAUGUUGCAAGUGACAUAAGGAAUCCGGCCAUCAUCGUAACAUCUUCAAUUUUGACGACAGUUGUCCGUAAUGCAAUGCAGGUUCUUGUGAACUUGGUAUAUGUCAGUACCAUUGAUCCUGGUAUAAUUCCUAGAAAUGAUCUAGGAACAAUUGAUGCUGGUAAACGCAGAAGGAGAUCAAGGGUAGUUGUCAUAAAUGGGAUAGAGGUGAAGUUGAAGUAUUGUAACAUUUGUAACAUUUAUCGUCCACCAAGAACUUGUCAUUGUGCAACUUGUAACAAUUGCAUCCAAGAAUUCGAUCACCAUUGCCCCUGGAUCGGGCAUUGUGUGGGACUGAGGAAUUAUCGGCUUCACGUAACAUUUCUAUUGACAGGAUUGCUCUUGUUUGCCUUCAUAUUCAUCUUCUCAUGCAAAUCUCUACAUCACAAAUUGCCCGGAGAUGGAAAUGGGGUGAUUGGAUUGCUAAGAAAUGACCCGGAGACUGUGGCAUUGACAUUAUUCAGUUUUGUAGCCAUGUGUUUUCUUGCUGGCUUUUCUUGUUAUCAUGUUUAUCUAAUUGCUAUAAACCAGACAUCUUAUGAGCAUUUUCACCAAAAGUAUGUGAGCUCUGGAAACCCCUAUGACAAAGGAAUCCUAAACAACAUUAAGGAGGCUCUACUUGCUUCACAACCACCCUCUAGAGUCAACUUUCGAGCAGAUGUGGAGCCUGGAUGGUUUGGUGGAUUAAGUGAUAUUAGCAUCAAAUGA
Molecule: messenger RNA, 1146 nt
Organism: Coffea arabica (coffee)
Lineage: Eukaryota; Viridiplantae; Streptophyta; Magnoliopsida; Gentianales; Rubiaceae
Source: RefSeq, a predicted model, not a curated record